UAAUACAACAAGAUAUAGAUGAAAUUAAAACUGAAGGAAGCUCUUACCUCAGAAUGAAGGCUUUACAUGAGAAAUGGUUAGAAGUUUAUCCACAUGCAUCAUGGAGAGAAGUCAUUACUGCUUUGAGGGAAUGUGAAAAGGACUUAUAUAAAACUAUUAAACUAUAUGUAAUAGAUCCAAAUUCUAUUAGAGCAGUGCAUAUGAUUACUAAUCCUGGUCCUAUAAUAACAGGUAAUCCAAAGGAUAUAUUAAGGACUCAUUCCAGUCAAAUUGUUGAAAGUAUUUCUAUUGACAGAAUUAGAAAUAUAACACGUUCACUGUAUGCUAAAGGACUAAUACCAAAUGAUACUAAGCAGGAAAUGCUUAAAGAUGAUGUUAAAGCUACCAGCCUUACAAAUGCCAUUGAACAAAAGCUAAAAUUCUCUCCCAAUCCAGGGCAAUACUUUAUCGAUGUAUGUCAUGAAUUAGAAAAGGAACCUACACUAAAAGAUAUUACUAAAUCUAUGAUAAGCGAGUUAGUAAAAGAUGACUCAAAUGACAGAGUUGGGUAUAUAUCUUGUGUAAUAGCUAGAGAGGAUCUCAAGCCUGGUGAUCAUAUACAUGUAUAUACAUCAGCAAUUUACACUCAUCAUGGUAUUUACAUUGGUGAGCCUAAUUGUGAUAUGAUUCAUUUCAGUGGAGAAAGUAAAUUGAAGGAAAUAAGGAAAGCUACUAUAGAUGAAUUUUGUGAAGGAAAAACACUAAGACUCUAUUUGGUUUCAUACAAUUGCAGUAAAGCAACAAAGUUCUCUUCCUUUUUUCGGAGUACCUCCUGUCACAUAGAGAAGGCAAUGCCUCCAUCAGAAACUGUUAAGUUGGCUCUGCAUUUUCUUAAUUAUCCAAAAGAGUGGGGUGAAUAUCAUAUCAAGAAUAACAACAGUGAAGUAUUUGCCUGCUUCUGUAAAACAGGUCGCAUGGAUAUUGCAGCACAACUUCAUCCACUGAGAUGGAUACCAAUUUUUGAAAAUUUAACAUGUGAAACAUAUAAAGAAGCAUUGGAAAAUUAUCGCAAAAUGAAACGCCAAUCAUUAUACCAAUAAUUAGUUUGAAUUAAUUUAACUAGUGAUUUUAAAUAAUUUAGCUUGUGUGAUUAACAUCUAGUUUUUAGCAUUGUUUUGUGUUUUUGCUGCUACAUAAUUUAUCAGUGUAUGCUUGAGUUGAUUUUUAGAAAAUUUAGUUUUUGCUGACUAUAAUAUUGUAGCUCCAAAAUGUCCAUGGUCAUAAUUUUCAUGAAAAUGAUUUAUUAUUAAUUUGCUUUA
Messenger RNA from Amphimedon queenslandica, 1298 nucleotides. RefSeq lists its product as uncharacterized. The transcript has 3 exons. Bases 54 to 1079 code for a protein of 341 amino acids. The record is from RefSeq and is a predicted model, not a curated record. Lineage: Eukaryota; Metazoa; Porifera; Demospongiae; Haplosclerida; Niphatidae.